Messenger RNA from Rotaria sp. Silwood1, 708 nucleotides. NCBI's taxonomy places the organism in Eukaryota, Metazoa, Rotifera, Eurotatoria, Philodinida, Philodinidae. The record is from the annotation of a GenBank genome assembly.
AUGUUUACUCUUGAUGUUUUAGUUGGAUGUUGUAAAUCAAAAUUUGAUUCAACAUAUCCAAUUCAUUUAAAUGGAAUAAUUAGUAAAGAGGAUUUUCAUAAAUCGAUUUCUAAAAUUAAUCGUACAAUUUCAUCAAACAAAAUUUUAAUAUGUCUUUCAAUCAUUUUCUGUUUGAGCAUAAUCAGUGGAAUAAUGCUACUUUAUCAUUUUUCAUAUGAAUUUCGUACAAUUGGAAUUAUUGUGAUUAUUUUCGGAUCGAUUCUUUUUGGUAUUGGAUGGUAUACAAUAAAACUUCGAUGUAUAAGACAAAUGCGACAUGCAAUUGCUGAAGAAUCAAAGAUAUAUUCGUCGAGAUCACCGAUACCAUGUAGUUGGAGAUUAGAUACAAUGACACAUUUUGUUGGAAGAUAUGGAAUUUAUCGUAACAAUCAUUUAGGUUAUCAUAAUAAUUUUACAUUAAUGAAUUUCUACUAUUUAUUUCAGUUAGUUAUUGAUAUUGGUCGAUCUACUUCUCCAGAAAGUGUACUAUAUUAUUCCAAUCAAGAUGGUGUUAAUUCAACAUCAGUUAUUGGAGGACAUAAUAAUAUGAUACCUCCACCAUAUUCUGCUCAAUCUACUAUAGAAUUUUGUUCUCGAUGUGGUGCAUCACGACAAGAUCUAACAAGCAAAAUUUGUUCAUCAUGUGGACAAUCAUUCAAUACAUGUUAA